Messenger RNA from Closterium sp. Yama58-4, 2322 nucleotides. The record is from the annotation of a GenBank genome assembly. Lineage: Eukaryota; Viridiplantae; Streptophyta; Zygnematophyceae; Desmidiales; Closteriaceae.
AUGGACGGUGGAGAUGCAGCGGAUGGCAGCGAGGGUGCGGGCGAGAUGGCGGCUGGGGAUAGGGGGGGUCACGAGGAGUGGGAGCAGACGGGGCAGACGGGGCAUGGGGAGCAGCGCGCGCCGCUUCCCUCGCCCCCUUCCCACGCUGAACCGCGGCUGCGCGCUGCACCCCCCGCUGCCAGGCCCCUUGACGCAUCUUCUCCGCGCGCCCACUCGCCCCGGCGCCUGUCGCCCUCCGCGCGAUCACCGCAUGCCACGUCGCCUCCGACUGCCGUGUCGCCUCGAGCACGCGCAGACACCCGCGCGCACACCCGCGCAGACACCCGCGCGCACACCCGCGCAGACACCCGCGCUGGCGCUCACUCGGGGGCUGGCAGCAGUGGCAGCGACGGCGAGGAGUAUCACACCCCCCACAGCACCCCUCCCCCGCCCAGCGACAGCCUUCCCUCCGCGCUGCAGCGCGCGCAGCAGUCGGCGGGGCUCCCCGUGAGCCCGUCUCUCGAGGCGUACCUUACUGACGCGCGCGCCGACCACGCCACAGACGACUCCUGCGCGGAGCCUCCCGAGGCGCACGACGCGGGGGAGAGCAGCGCGGAGUGCGGUGAGCAGUACGGCGCGGAAUGCGGGGAGGACACCCCCCUCGUCGAGGACGGCCCCCUCGCCGCCCCCAACAGGCCCCCCAAGUCGCCCAAACCGGACCGCGCGCUCUCCCCCCUCGCUGCGCGGGGCGCGCGGCAGGCACGCGCGCGCCAGGCGCCUGCGCGCUCGCCGCGGUCGCCGAGGUCGCGAGCGGUGAAGGACGGUGCGUGGCGGUGCAAGUCCAUGCAGGAGGGCUCCUCCAACCCCCCCGCCGCCGCCAGCGCCAGUCGUGCUGGCGCGUCUGGCGGCGCUGCGGGCUCCGCCGCGCGCCCUGCCGCGCGCACGCGGUCCUUCCGCGAGCAGUCGCCCCGCGGAACGCUGAGGAGCGCAGGGGGCGCAGGCGGAGGGGGCAGGGUGCUGCGCAAGGCGGGGACAGAGCCAGAGGAGCGGGGGGGCGCGGGGGAGGGGGGUGGGGGAAGCCGAGGGGGAAAGGGCGCGCGGGGCGUGCAGGCGUGGUCGCGGCCCAAAUCGCCGAGGGAGGCGCCGCGGUCGCCCAGGGCGCGCUUCAAGUCGCCCAGCGACGGGCUCAGGUCGCCCACCGAGGGGCUGCGCUCCCCCCGCGCUGCAGGCAAGUCCCCGCGCCCCCUGCCUUCCCCCAACGCGGGACUUCCUGGGCGGGACGUGGGCGCGGGGGAGAGGGGUGCGGGGGGGAGGAGCAGGCAGGCACGGAAAGUGAGCAGCUGGAGUGGUCCCGAAGGGGGGGAGGGGGACGCGGAGGAGGCGGGGCGACGCACAGCAGCAGGGAGCAGAGCGGGGGAAGGAGCGGGGCGGGGAGUGGGGCAGGGCGGGGCAGGGCAGGCGGGAUCGGCGUCGUUCUCGUCAGCAGGGCGAGUGACGGAGUUCAUCCUGGGGCGCGCGUACAGGGACGUGGGGGAGGCGUACGAGGUGGGGGGGGAGCAGCUGGGCGUGGGGCAGUUUGGGGUGAUCCGCGCAUGUGUGAGUCGCAGCACGGGGCAGGUGCUGGCAUGCAAGGCCAUCAGCAAGGAGCGCAUUCUGGCACAGGAGGAUGCAGAGGAUGUGGCGAAGGAGGUGCGGGUGAUGCAGCAGCUGCGCGGCCAUCCGCACAUCGUCAAGAUCCACCGCGCCCUCGAGGACUCCCAGAGCGUGCACAUCAUCAUGGAGAUCUGUCGGGGCGGCGAUCUCUUUGACCGCGUCAAGGCGGGCGGCAGGCUGAGCGAGCGCAGUGCAGCGGCCAUCACGGGGCGGCUGGUGGAGGCGCUGCUGUGGUGCCACGAGAAGGGCGUGGUGCACCGCGAUGUGAAGCUGGAGAACAUUCUGCUCAAGCAGCGCAGCAGUGACUCUGACAUCCGCCUUACUGACUUCGGCAUGGCUGCUGAGGUCCGCCCAGGCGAGGUACUAACGGAGCUGAUAGGCACGCCCUACUACAUGGCGCCCGAGGUGCUGGCAGGCUCGUACGGGGCGGAAGCCGACAUCUGGAGUGCGGGCGUGGUUCUCUACAUCCUGCUGUGCGGCCUGCCGCCCUUCUACGCCGCCAGCAACGAGGGCAUCUUUGACGCCAUCCGCAGCAAGCCCGUGCAGUUUAAGGCGCCCAAGUGGAAUGGUGUGAGCAGCGGUGCCAAGCAGCUGAUCAGCAGCAUGCUCGAGAAGAACCCCCGAGAGCGCAUCACGGGGGAGGAGGUCCUGGAGCAUCCGUGGAUCAAGGCACAUGCUUUUGAUGACUAA